Glycine soja is the source of this 790-nucleotide messenger RNA. RefSeq lists its product as uncharacterized. NCBI's taxonomy places the organism in Eukaryota, Viridiplantae, Streptophyta, Magnoliopsida, Fabales, Fabaceae. The record is from RefSeq and is a predicted model, not a curated record. The transcript has 2 exons. The coding region runs from base 139 to 597 and encodes 152 amino acids.
UUUUCUCUAUUGUGCAGGCUUCUAGAAUUGAAUCAUAAAGGAAUCUGGCAUAGGAAUUUGAGGAAACAUAGAACUGAUUCAAAAGCUAAGCAGGGUAGCAAUAGAUUCCAGAAGACCUCGACUCAACCAACCAAUUUUAUGGCAACCCCUACAAAGCCAACUGAGUCAAUGGCAAUGCUUGGUGUGACCCCAAACCAACCAACUAGGUCAAUGAAAAUAUUUGGCGUGACCCUUACCCAACCAACUGAGUCUAUGGCAGCGCCUAAUGUGACCCAUAUCCAACCAAUUGACCAAUCUAUGGAAAUUCCUUGCGUGACCCAUAUUCAACCAAUUGAGCCUAUGGAAAUGCCUGGUUUGAUCCCAAUCCAACCAACUAGUUCUAUGACCAUGCCUGGUGUCACCCCUACCCAACAAACUUUGACUAUCGAAAUGCCUAGUGAGACACCUCCUUCUCUUGAGUUUAUGAAGCAGAGGUUGGAGAUGAUGGCAUCAACCAUGGAGACUUCAGGGCAUACACUUUCCCCUCAAAUGAGAGCCCAACUGGAUUCUGGAAUUAAAAAUCUUCUGAGAAGGGUGAAUGCCAGGCUAAAUGCCUGAAAAAUGUUAUUAGAAGCUUUUAUUUUCAAAUUAAUCAUGAUGCUAUUUAAGUAGAAUAGAGUAGUCCUGAUUUAUGUUUCGGUCCUAAUUCAGUGAUUGUAUUGGUGACCUUUCUUUUCCAUCCUUUGACUUUUGAACAAUUCAUUUGAAUGGUUAAAGAAUAUUUCUGAAUGAAUGUCAUUGGAUUCAAUAA